AUGGCCGAGGGAGAAAGUGUGGCAAAAUUCGCUAGUAGAAUCGAAGAGUUAUAUUAUAAACUCUGCGUGGCAAGUACGAUAGGUCUAAUUCAGGCCGAGGCAGAUAUAGUGAAAAAACAAACAAAGAAACAGGCGUUGAUCAUAUUUAUGACAGGGUUACCUCAUCACCUAUAUACAGUACUGAAAAGUCGAAAUCCCAGUACAUUGGAACAAUGUUUCAAAACGGCGAUCGAUGAGAUGCUCGAAUAUGAGUCAAAAGUAGAAAUGGACAAAUUGCAGAGACAAAUUGGUAAUGGAAAACAGGCAGACGUUAAUAACGAGGAAAAACGACAAAAUGGUGGUAAUACAAAUAACGCAGUUAAUCGCGGAGGAAACAGUAAUUCAAAUCAAAGCAAUAGAAAUAAUAAUUUCAACGGGCAUAACAACAGAUAUGUUAACCACAACAACCGCAAUAAUUAUGGGAAUAAUAAUCAGAGCGGAUAUGGCUCACACAUGGUUAAUCGCGGCGGUUAUCGAGGCGGAAACGGCUAUGGACGGAAUUUCAAUACCAAUAAUGUACAACAAAAUAAUAUUAACCGAGGCACCGGAUGUUACACUUGUGGUAGAUCUAACCACAUAGCACGAGAUUGCUGGAGCAAUCGACCUAAUGCGCAACAAACUACGUAUAACAAUAAUCGUGUAAACGGCACGCGCCAUGCGAACAACAACAAUAAUGUUCGUAGGGACAAUAACAAUACUCAGGGUGUACUUUGCAGUUACUGCAAUAAGAUAGGUCAUGAAAUUUCAAACUGUUAUACAAAACAGAAAAACGAAAGAAGCACGUCGGGAAACGCCAACGGACCAUCACCAGUGGGAGUCAGAUUGGUCCAAGAAAGAGUUCAAGACCCACACACAGGAUUUUCCACAUCACAGCAAAAUUAA
This is a messenger RNA of Metopolophium dirhodum (rose-grain aphid), 921 nucleotides long. Its product is annotated as probable serine/threonine-protein kinase clkA. The record is from RefSeq and is a predicted model, not a curated record. Bases 1 to 921 code for a protein of 306 amino acids. The transcript has a single exon. NCBI's taxonomy places the organism in Eukaryota, Metazoa, Arthropoda, Insecta, Hemiptera, Aphididae. Gene Ontology annotation, molecular function: zinc ion binding; nucleic acid binding.